Molecule: messenger RNA, 489 nt
Organism: Pochonia chlamydosporia 170
Lineage: Eukaryota; Fungi; Ascomycota; Sordariomycetes; Hypocreales; Clavicipitaceae
Exons: 3
Coding region: 1-489 (162 amino acids)
Source: RefSeq, a predicted model, not a curated record
AUGUCGUCACCACCGAGGUCUCCUGCCGACGAGUCCAAUGGCUCAGACCAUUCAGAAGAGGGUGAUGAACAGGUUGGUGGCGAUGACACAAUAACAAUAUCAGACGUGGAACGACCGGCUCAACCUGAGGAGCAAGUGUCAGAACCACAAGACAACCAUCACUACAGCAGCACCUCGUCUCCCAGUCCACCCCCCGCUGAAAUACCCCCUUUCGACUGGGAAGAUUUUGAGACGAGGUAUAGCAAAGCAUUGCAAGAGGCCGACGAGGACGAAAGAGCGAUUCUCAAAGAAGCCGAAGCUCUAUCUAAGUAUUUUCGAGUAUGGGCCUCAGCAGCUUCAGCGCACGAUGAUGAUCGUGCUAUCAAGCGGUUGCGCACGCGGCAGCGAUUUGUAAAUUUGGCAGAAGAAAAAAUGGCACAAAAGCAAAAGCACUAUGAGGAGGUAGUUCGCGCUUUUGAGAGUGCUCUCGCGCUCCUCAAGUCAAGCUGA